AUGUCCGACGCAGACUUCGAGACUGUCCGAAAGCUCCAGGCGGAGCGCAACGCUGCCGCCGCUGCGAAGAAGGGUUCGACCACUUUCGACCCGAACAAUCAACGUGCCGACGCCGGCACCAAGCAGAAACUCACCGAUAGCUUCGACAACGAUCUGUACGAUCGAAAUGGCGUCGACAAGUUUGCCGGAUACAACACGUCCAUCCCGGCCGGCGAUGACGAUGACGACGAGAUGGAAGGUACCGACGACACGCGCCGUCUCGUUGGCCAGUACACGGCAUCGCGUGAAAUGAUUGACGAGUUUGCACGCGGCGAUGGCGUCGAAGAGGAUGACCCCUUGACUGGCCGAGGCGAGAAGAGCGACAGGAUUACCGAUCGCGAGACAGACUACCAAAAGCGCCGAUUCGAUCGCGGCCUCUCCCCUUCCCGAACCGACGCCUUUGCCAACGGAGACAACAAGAACGGCGAUAGCUACCGCGAGAUCAUGCAGCGGAGAGAGCUUGAGAGAGAGGAGGAACGCGUCGCAAGGGAAAUCCAGGCCAAGACUGCGAAGGGUCCCGAAGAAGACGGCAACGUCGCCCCGGCGACUCUGAGGGACGACGAUAAGGAAAACGCGGAAGCUGGCUCUACCGAUGCUGUCUCUGCUGGGAGGAAGCGCAAGAAGAGGUGGGAUGUCGCGACCACGACAGCUGACGAGGAAGCUGCUCAGCCUUCUGAGCCCGCCAAGUCGAAGCGCUCGCGUUGGGAUCAGGCCCCUUCUCUGGACUCCGCAGAACCAAAGAAACGGUCGAGAUGGGAUCAGGCCCCUUCGGCUACUCCAAUGGGCAACCAGGGUCUCGCCACACCAAUGCACCCGUCGCAAGCGGGAAGCGCAGCGUUGCCUACGACUUUCGGGACGGACAUCUCAGGACGCAACGCGGCCAUCAGUGACGAAGAGUUGGACGCGCUUCUUCCGGGCGAAGACCAGGGAUACAAGAUUCUCGAGCCACCGCCAGGAUACGCUCCGAUUCGCGCGCCUGCUCACAAGCUCAUGGCAACACCAGCACCGCAAACUGGUUUCAUGAUGCAGGAUCCUGACGCCGUUAGGUUGAGCGGAAAGCCUGUGCCGGCAGAAAUCCCAGGCAUUGGCGACCUGCAGUUCUUCAAGGCCGAGGACAUGGCAUACUUCGGUAAGCUGACCGACGGCUCUGACGAGAACAGCUUGAGCGUGGACGAGAUGAAGGAGAGGAAGAUCAUGAGACUGCUCUUGAAAGUCAAGAAUGGUACUCCUCCAAUGCGUAAAACUGCUCUGAGACAGCUCACCGACAAUGCCAGGCAGUUUGGAGCCGGUCCGCUCUUCGACCAGAUUCUUCCCCUGCUCAUGGAGAAGACUUUGGAAGACCAGGAGCGUCACUUGCUCGUCAAGGUUAUCGACCGUAUUCUCUACAAGCUGGAUGAUUUGGUGCGGCCAUAUGUUCACAAGAUCUUGGUCGUUAUCGAGCCGCUGCUCAUCGACCAAGAUUACUACGCCAGAGUCGAAGGUCGUGAGAUCAUUUCCAACCUCAGUAAAGCGGCUGGUUUGGCCACCAUGAUCAGCACAAUGAGACCAGAUAUCGACCACGUCGACGAGUACGUGCGAAACACCACCGCAAGAGCAUUCGCCGUGGUAGCAUCUGCUCUUGGUAUUCCGGCCCUGCUACCUUUCCUUCGCGCAGUGUGUCGCAGCAAGAAGUCAUGGCAGGCCCGUCAUACCGGAGUCAAGAUUGUGCAGCAAAUCCCUAUCCUAAUGGGCUGCGCCGUCCUACCGCACCUCAAGGGCUUGGUCGACUGCAUCGGUCCCAACCUGAACGAUGAGCAAACGAAGGUCAGGACAGUCACCAGUUUGGCUAUUGCUGCGCUUGCCGAAGCUUCGAACCCCUACGGUAUUGAGAGCUUCGACGAUAUUCUCAACCCGCUAUGGACAGGAGCUCGCAAACAGAGAGGCAAAGGUCUGGCUGGUUUCCUCAAGGCUGUCGGCUUCAUCAUUCCGUUGAUGGACGAGGAAUAUGCCAACUACUACACCAGUCAGAUCAUGGAGAUUCUCCUUCGCGAGUUUUCCUCUCCCGACGAGGAGAUGAAGAAGGUUGUCCUGAAGGUUGUCUCUCAGUGCGCUGGUACUGAUGGUGUCACCGCAGGCUACCUCAAGGAGCAUGUGUUGGACGAGUUCUUCAAGAGCUUCUGGGUGAGAAGAAUGGCUUUGGACAAGCGCAACUACAGACAGGUUGUGGAGACUACUGUCGACAUUGGCCAGAAGGUCGGCGUCAGCGAGAUUCUGGAAAGAAUCGUAGUGAACCUCAAGGAUGAGAGUGAGGCCUACAGGAAGAUGACCGUCGAGACGGUGGAGAAGAUCGUCGCUAGUUUGGGCGCAGCAGACAUUGGCGAGCGUCUCGAGGAGCGUUUGAUCGAUGGUAUUCUACACUCGUUCCAGGAACAAAGUGUGGAAGACAUUGUCAUGCUCAACGGUUUCGGCUCCGUCGUCAACGCCCUUGGAUCGCGCUGCAAGCCAUACCUGCCCCAGAUCGUCAGUACCAUCCUCUGGCGGUUGAACAACAAGUCAGCAACGGUACGGCAGCAAGCAGCCGACCUCAUCUCACGCAUCGCCAUGGUCAUGAAGCAAUGCGGAGAGGAUGCCUUGAUGGGCAAGCUGGGUAUCGUUCUCUACGAAUAUCUAGGUGAGGAGUACCCCGAGGUACUGGGCUCCAUCCUGGGAGCCUUGAGAUCGAUCGUCACGGUUGUUGGUAUUACACAGAUGCAGCCCCCUAUCAAGGACUUAUUGCCAAGACUCACCCCUAUUCUGCGCAACCGACACGAGAAGGUCCAAGAAAACACCAUUGACCUGGUCGGUCGUAUUGCCGACCGCGGCCCCGAGAGUGUGAACGCCCGCGAGUGGAUGCGUAUCUGCUUCGAGCUCCUUGACAUGCUGAAGGCACACAAGAAGGGCAUCCGUCGUGCCGCCAACAACACAUUCGGUUUCAUCGCCAAGGCCAUCGGUCCCCAGGAUGUGCUCGCCACGCUGCUGAACAACCUUCGCGUGCAGGAGCGUCAGUCUCGUGUCAACACAGCUGUUGCCAUUGGUAUCGUUGCCGAGACUUGCGCGCCCUUCACCGUUCUUCCCGCCCUUAUGAACGAGUACCGCGUUCCCGAGCUCAACGUGCAAAACGGUGUGCUCAAGUCCCUCUCUUUCCUGUUCGAGUACAUUGGUGAGAUGGCCAAGGACUACGUCUAUGCCGUCACUCCUCUGCUCGAGGACGCCCUCAUCGACCGCGACCAAGUACAUCGACAGACGGCCGCAUCUGUCGUCAAGCAUAUCGCGCUUGGCGUUGUCGGCCUGGGAUGUGAGGACGCAAUGGUUCAUCUCCUCAACCUCCUAUAUCCCAACCUCUUCGAAACGAGUCCACACGUCAUUGACCGUAUCAUCGAGGCCAUCGAGGCCAUCCGCAUGGCGGUUGGCCCCGGCAUUGUUCUCAACUAUGUAUGGGCAGGCCUGUUCCACCCUGCGCGCAAGGUACGCCAGCCUUACUGGCGGCUGUACAACGACGCGUACGUCCAGGGUGCCGAUGCCAUGGUACCAUACUAUCCCAACCUGGACGAGGAAAAGGUUGACAGGUCGGAGCUUGCAAUCAUGCUCUAA
Messenger RNA from Colletotrichum phormii, 3648 nucleotides. RefSeq names its product splicing factor 3B subunit 1. Gene Ontology annotation, cellular component: U2-type prespliceosome; U2 snRNP; catalytic step 2 spliceosome. Gene Ontology annotation, molecular function: mRNA binding. Gene Ontology annotation, biological process: spliceosomal complex assembly. The record is from RefSeq and is a predicted model, not a curated record. The transcript has a single exon. The coding region runs from base 1 to 3648 and encodes 1215 amino acids. NCBI's taxonomy places the organism in Eukaryota, Fungi, Ascomycota, Sordariomycetes, Glomerellales, Glomerellaceae.